UUCUAUCGGGACUCUGCAUUGUGUGUGAACGACGGAGAAAUAGAAAGAGAAAGAGAAAUAGAAAAGAGUCGGCCCGGCUCAUUCAUCAUGUUUCGUUUCACAGAGUUGGUGUUUCUCGUCGCCAGCUUGCCCCUCGCAUACUCGCACACAGUUAUUGUGUAUCCCGGCUGGAGAGGAAACAACAUCCACACCAACGGAACUGUAUCAGACACCGAUCCAAACAUAAUACCGGGCUCAUUAGGCAUCAACUACGACAACGGCACAUAUGGGUUUCCCUAUGGAAUGCAAUGGAUGUAUCCAUGCGGCGGCAUGCCCACAUCUUCAAACCGCACAAAAUGGCCCAUCAGCGGCGGUGCAAUUUCUGUCCAACCCGGAUGGUUCCCAGGACAUGCCCUCGCUCAGAUUUACAUUAACAUGGGCUUCGGCAAUGAACCCCUUAACAUGUCCCAUUCGAUGCUUCCGGUCUUCCAGAUCACCGGACCCACCAACAAUGAGUAUCCUGGCACUUUCUGUCUCCCACAGGUCCCGUUACCAGCGAACUACACGCCGAAAAUUGGAGACAAUGCGACAAUUCAAGUUAUCGAGCUUGCGCAACAUGGCGCCGCUUUGUAUAAUUGCGCCGAUAUCACAUUUGCCGACCCAAAGGACGUCCCAGAGGUGAACUCCUCGAAUUGUUUCAACUCAACAGGCGCAGCAGACAGAAUUGGAUUCAACCUUGUCUUCACAACCACUAGUCUAUCAGCCGCGUACCCGUCGCUUCAAGUCAACGCAUACGUUUCCUUCGCCCUACCGCUGCUAUUGGUCAUGGCGUCGUGGCUUACGUGGAUCUAAACCAAUUGGCCUGAUCUGAUUUGAUCUUCACUCAUCAUCCAUCUUUCAGUGCGAUUUAGGGGAACAGAAUUGGAAUUGGAAUGGUGUUCGGCGU
This is a messenger RNA of Lindgomyces ingoldianus, 925 nucleotides long. RefSeq lists its product as uncharacterized. The record is from RefSeq and is a predicted model, not a curated record. NCBI's taxonomy places the organism in Eukaryota, Fungi, Ascomycota, Dothideomycetes, Pleosporales, Lindgomycetaceae. The transcript has 3 exons. Bases 88 to 831 code for a protein of 247 amino acids.